Molecule: messenger RNA, 2401 nt
Organism: Oncorhynchus nerka (sockeye salmon)
Lineage: Eukaryota; Metazoa; Chordata; Actinopteri; Salmoniformes; Salmonidae
Gene: pinx1
Product: PIN2 (TERF1) interacting telomerase inhibitor 1
Exons: 7
Coding region: 48-1178 (376 amino acids)
Cellular component (GO): nucleolus
Molecular function (GO): nucleic acid binding; telomerase inhibitor activity
Source: RefSeq, a predicted model, not a curated record
UUAGAGCACCCUUGCGGUCUUCCGUCAACGUGUUUAAAGACCCCAUCAUGUCCAUGCUUGCAGAACCCCGUAAAAAACAGAAGUGGUCUGUUGACCCGCGGAACAGCGCGUGGAGUAAAGACGAGUCCAAGUUCGGCCAGAAGAUGCUGGAGCGAAUGGGCUGGUCCAAAGGGAAAGGUACUGGCCUGGGGAGAACUGAGCAGGGCUCCACAGAACACAUCAAAGUCAAAGUGAAGAACAACCAGCUGGGGCUGGGAACCACUGCCAGCCACGAGGACAACUGGAUCGCCCAUCAGGAUGACUUUAACCAGCUCCUGGCAGACCUCAACAACUGCCAUGGUCAAAACACUGCCAAUGAAGCCCCGUCGGAGGAGAAACAGCAAGAGAAGUCCUUUAGCCUGGAGGAGAAGUCAAAGACGUCCAGGAAGAGGGUCCACUACAUGAAGUUCACCAAAGGGAAGGACCUGUCCAGCCGCAGCCAGACAGACCUGGCCUGUAUCUUUGGGAAGAGGGGGACGAAGCGCAUAGCCGAGGACCAGGAAGAGGAGAGCAGUGGGCCAGACUCCCAGGGAAUGAACGAGAAGGAGACCAGGGCAGUUACAGCACCAGCUACAAAGGUUACGACCCCUGAACCUGAUGUAGAGGCCAUCACCAAGACAGUCACCAGCAACCUCUCCAUGCAGGAGUACUUUGCCCAGCGGAUGGCUCAGCUGAAAAAGGGUCGUGGCGAGGCUCCCACUGCAACCUCAUCACCAGAGAACAGUGAUACGCAGCAAGUCCCGGCUGAUUUUGUCACUGACCACACAGAGGAACUCACGUCGAAGAAGAAGAAGAAGAAGAAGAGGAGAAAGAGAGAGAGGGAAGAGGAUGACGUGGUGGUGGUGGUGAAGGAAGAGUCUGUCGUAGAUCUCGUGUCGGAGGGGCGCGAGAAGAAGAGAAAGAGAAAGCGGGCGGAGAAAGAGGUGUUGGCUGAAAACUGCAGCGCCACCACUGGCGUGGAGCAGAACUACCAGGACCGCCAAAUAGUAGACUUAACAACGGAGUGCGAGGUUGUAAAUAAGAAAUGGAGGGAGGAGGUGGUUGUCGUGGAGGAUGAGGUGAUCGUGGUAAAAGAGAAGAAAUCUAAAAAGGACAAGAAGAAGAAGACAAAGAAGAGAAUAGAUCUACAUUCUUUGUAGAACUAUUAGAACUGUCUUCUCUUGAACGGUCGUCUCAAAUGGCACCCUAAUCCCUUUGUAGUGCACUACUCCCAUAUGGCUCUGAUUAUAAAGUAGUGCACUAUAUAUUAUUAUUAUAGAGAGAAUAGGGUGCCGUUUGGGAUGCACAAUAGUCCUCGGGUUUCUGUGUUACAGUACAGUAGGCCUCUGUUCAUACAUGAAAGAACUGUGUCUGUGCACAGAGUGAUUCUCAUCGGGUAGUUUGGACUGAAUAUCUGCUGGAAGGAAUCUAGGUAGUUCUACGUUGCUGGAGCCAUUCAGGAUGAGUUUGGUGCUUUCCCAGAGAUACACUUUUAUAAUGAUCCUUGUGACUCGUAUGUUCUCUGGAUGCCCCCUGUAGUCUCCCUGUAGUCUCUGCUCCCUGAAGUCUCUCUGUAGUCUCUGCUCCCUGUAGUCUCCCUGUAGUCUCUGCUCCCUGUAGUCUCCCUGUAGUCUCUGCUCCCUGUAGUCUCCCUGUAGUCUCUGCUCCCUGAAGUCUCCCUGUAGUCUCUGCUCCCUGAAGUCUCUCUGUAGUCUCUGCUCCCUGUAGUCUCUGCUCCCUGUAGUCUCCCUGUAGUCUCUGCCCCCUGUAGUCUCCCUGAAGUCUCCCUGUAGUCUCUGCCCCCUGUAGUCUCCCUGAAGUCUCCCUGUAGUCUCUGCUCCCUGAAGUCUCCCUGUAGUCUCCCUGUAGUCUCCCUGUAGUCUCUGCUCCCUGUAGUCUCCCUGUAGUCUCUGCUCCCUGUAGUCUCCCUGUAGUCUCUGCUCCCUGAAGUCUCCCUGUAGUCUCUGCUCCCUGUAGUCUCCCUGUAGUCUCUGCGCCCUGUAGUCUCCCUGUAGUCUCUGCUCCCUGUAGUCUCUGCCCCCUGUAGUCUCCCUGAAGUCUCCCUGUAGUCUCUGCUCCCUGUAGUCUCCCUGUAGUCUCUGCUCCCUGAAGUCUCCCUGUAGUCUCUGCUCCCUGUAGUCUCCCUGUAGUCUCUCUGUAGUCUCCUUGUAGUCUCCCUGUAGUCUCUGCUCCCUGUAGUCUCCCUGUAGUCUGUGUAUGAUGAUCUUUGAUGAAUUGGUAUUAGACAGCCGUUCUACAACAGGACAUGAGGGCCAUUCUAAAACAGGACAGGGGGCCAUUCUACAUCAGGACAGGGGGACAUUCUACAACAGGACAGGGGGACAUUCUAAAACAGGACAGGGGGCAUUCUACAACAGGACAG